CAACAUGGCGUCUCCCCUCGAACUGAACUGCUGGGGUGGCGGUUGGGGAUUGCCGUCCGUGCACGCGGAGUGCCUCGUUGUCAUGGCAUAUGGGAGGUUUUCUGGUGCACCAUUGAAAAUGAAUAUUAUAGAUAAUUCAUGGAGAGCACUAAGAGGGAGUGUACCAUUAUUGCUAUCGGAUGACGUUGUUAUUUCUCAGCCAGCAAAAAUACUAAACUUCUUAAGAAAACAGAAAUACAAUGCUGAUUAUGAACUGUCUGCCAAAGAAGGCGCUGACACGCUGGCCUACAUUGCCCUGCUUGAAGAAAAGCUACAUCCUGCUUUGCUGCACACUUUCUGGGUGGAAGCUGAUAAUUACUACACUGUGACAAAACCAUGGUUUGGUUCAAGGAUUCCAUUUCCCCUGAAUUGGUACCUGCCUGGGAAGAUGUCUCGGGAAGCGCUUAACAGGAUUUUUGUGACAAAAGGCGGACCUCCGCUCUGCAGUCUUACUGAAAUAGAAGCGCAGAUAUACAGAGAUGCUAAGGAGUGUUUGAAUCUUCUUUCAAGCAGACUGGGGACAUUGCCAUUUUUCUUUGGAAAUAUGCCUACAACUCUGGAUGCAUUUGUGUUUGGUUUCCUUGCUCCUCUUUAUAAAGUGCAGUUCCCAAAAGUCCAGUUACAAGAUCAUUUGAAGCAGCUUCCCAAUUUAUGUCGUUUCUGUGAUGACAUCCUAAGUUGCUACUUUAGACUAAACGUAACAGGUAUCUCUCCAGCUGGUCAAGACCCUGUUGAUGCAAAUCUGCAGAAACUCAUACAACUUGUAAACAAAGAAUCCAACUUAAUUGAAAAGAUGGAUGAUAAUCUUCGAAAGAGUCCUCAGCACCCUCCACGGAAACUGACAACUCUCAAACUUUCUACAACUGGGGAAGGAAGCAACUCAGUGAAUCGCUUGUCACCCUGAGAGUUUUCGUGGUUGUGUGUGUGCUCUGAUGUCAGUCUGUCGUUGAUCUUCAAGCUAAUUCUGCGUGGAUAUGAAGUUACAGAGAAAGCUGAGAUGGUCAACAAUUGCAAAUGCAAUCGUAUAAUCAAUGCACGGUGUUUAUAUAAGGAACAGAGAAAGUCUGUAUUGACUACAAGCAGAAUCAUUAAGCAAUGUAUGGUACCAUAUGAAGCCGCCUUAAAUGCUGCAUAAUGCUUGCCUUCCAGAGUCAGCAUACUUCUUGACCAAAAGCUAGGAUUCCACUCAUCACAAUAAGCAAAUGCAACAUCCUCUUCUGCUAAUUAGGCUUUCUAUUUUACUGCAUUCAUGUUAUGUCUUAACUAGGCUGUUGUAUGUGUGAAGUGGCUGGUUGGUCACACCAUUUUUUUCACUUUGUAUAAAUAGUUCAAACACACUGUUGUCCUUUAUGGCAGGAUGUACUGAGAUGCAGUUGCUAUUUUUAAUAUGCUAUAGCAAACAAUGAUUAGGAGAGAGAGGAAGAGAGAGCAUGGUUAUUUUAAAGUGAAUUCAGAUUUUUAAAUGAACUGCAAUUUAGCGCUUGAUAUUAGAACUUUUAUUUAGAUGCAGUCUCGGCCAGGAAUGAGAGCAUAUCCCAUCAAAUUUGUAGCACACAGAUUUACAACACUAGUUCAGUGCAGGUAAGAAGGCAGACUUGCCACUCUGUUGCCAGCUAAGAUAGAAUAUAUAUAUAUAUUCCCCCUGCUUACUUCUAGAACUUUCAAGUUCACGCAGUAACAAAACUCAGCCCGAUCCCACCCCCCGUCAGUGAGCUCCAAAAUUUGUUUUAAGUUGUAACUUGGUGGCUUAAAAGGCUGCUGACCUGACAUAAAGUACUGUGGUGGAUGUUCUAUGCACCCAGAGCUCCCAUUCAUAUUGGUGAAAUGCACAAUGUGUAGCAGCCAUUCCAGGGAAGAAAUACAUACUCUGUGCUUGGAGGUGUCUGCAUGCAUAGCGAACUCUGAGUCAGGUUGAUUGUGUAACAUAUAUUUAUAAUAAUAAUCAAGAUGGUAAUGAAUGGAGUGCCUUUCAUUUUAGCAUUAGCCAUGUCCAUGUCUCUUAUUAUAAAUACAAUAUAGUCUGCUUUUUUUAGACGGACUCCUCUAAAAUCCAAUCAUGUUCUUAAAAAUAUUGUUCUGAAUUACCAAUAUAUCAUUAACCAUUUUCAAAAAAGUGCUCAGCCAAAUGACAGCUGCUCUUAAUCGAUCAUUUCAUAGCUGACCCUAAAGAAAUAAGUUUCCAUACCAUCAAAUAUAGCUUUCCUCAACUGACUUUAUUUUGCAAAGUCAAAGAAAGCUGACUUUUCCUCCCCUGUAAAUCACUUUCAGUGUUCUGUAUGUGAAGAGAAAUAGCUGUACAAACAAGCCUGUAAAUCAUGUACAUAAACAUACUUACAGAAUAUUACUUUAUAAAACAAGAUUUGUAAAAAUCGUUCAUGGAUCUUAUUAUUUAUAACAAUUUUGAAUGUCUAAUAAGAAUAAAUUUUAAGUUUCAUGUUACUUCUAAGUUUAAUUCCUUUGGUUAUUUGAAAUGUACGGACACUACACAUACAAUAAUAGUAAUUGUAGGGAUAUACAUUAGA
Eublepharis macularius is the source of this 2561-nucleotide messenger RNA. RefSeq names its product metaxin 3 (gene MTX3). The coding region runs from base 5 to 943 and encodes 312 amino acids. Gene Ontology annotation, cellular component: SAM complex. The transcript is spliced from 9 exons. Gene Ontology annotation, biological process: mitochondrion organization. The record is from RefSeq and is a predicted model, not a curated record. Lineage: Eukaryota; Metazoa; Chordata; Lepidosauria; Squamata; Eublepharidae.